This is a messenger RNA of Dipodomys ordii (Ord's kangaroo rat), 7628 nucleotides long. RefSeq names its product cancer susceptibility candidate 5 (gene Knl1). Gene Ontology annotation, biological process: attachment of spindle microtubules to kinetochore; cell division; protein localization to kinetochore. The transcript is spliced from 26 exons. Gene Ontology annotation, cellular component: nucleus. The coding region runs from base 40 to 5922 and encodes 1960 amino acids. The record is from RefSeq and is a predicted model, not a curated record. Lineage: Eukaryota; Metazoa; Chordata; Mammalia; Rodentia; Heteromyidae.
GAUAUUGUGUAUUUGUUAUAGAAAAAGUUUUCUUCAAAUAUGGAUGGGGUAUCUUCGGUGGCUACUGAAGAAAGAGACAAUAUGGAGAGAUCUGUUAGAAGACGUCAUUCCUCAAUUUUGAAACCCCCAAGGAGUCCUCUUCAGGAUAUCAGAAGUGGGAAUGAAAUAGUUCAGGAAUCCAAUACUUUGAGAAAUAGGAAAAGCUCUCGUCGAGUCAGCUUUGCAGAUACUAUAAAGGUAUUCCAGACAGAGUGUCCUAUGAAAACAGUGAGAAAGUCAGAAAUUGCAGAUACAGAAGCAGGAGAAAAUGUUCCACCUAUACAGAAUACAAAUUCAGAUGACAAAUAUUGUGAGAUUACUGUAGGUAUGAACACAUUGCUUUGUGCUCCCAUUCAGACUCAAAUGCAACAAAGAGAGUUUUCAAUUAUAGAGCCCAACCAUGACAACAAACAUGGAAAUGACCAGACAAUCAUCUUUUCCAAUGAAAAUCAGAUGGAUUUGACAGCAAGUCACACUGUGAUGAUAACCAAAGGCCUUUUAGAUUGUACCAAAAGUCAAAAUUCUACCAAGAUAGAUACUGCAUCCUUCCUGGCUAACAUAAAGUGUCACAAUGCGAAUUUGAGAAUGAAAAAAGAAUUAAAAAUUCCCAUGGAUCAACACCCCACUCCAGAAAAAAAAAUAAAUUGCAAUGAUUUGAUACAAAGAUUGAAAACACGAAAAUCCAGUGCUUAUCUUACAGACCCUGAUAAAGAAAACUUUGAAAUACCUAUUUAUUCCAAACAACCAAGUAGUGCCUCUUCUACACAUCAAAUGCAAGCAUCUCUCCAUGUAAAUGAGAAUAGUAGUAAUAUUACUAGAAUCUUCAGAGAACAAGACGAUGGGAUGAAUUUCACCCAAUGCCUUACAACCGAUAUUCAUAUUCCCCCAUCUGGUGAGGACAACUUAGUGGAAUUCAAGGGUGAUAUUACAACUUAUGACAAUGACUGUAUGGACUUGACAGCUAACCAUACCCUGCAGGUUUUAUCUUUAGCAAAUAAUUUAUCCAAGACGGAAAAUCAAACUUAUAAGAUCUCCAAGGAUGUUGAAGCAGUUGGUGGAACUGAAGCUCCAGAAAAGACAACAGUCUCUAAAAGUAAACAAAAUGCUGGUUUACAAGAUCCUUUCUUAAACCCUGAACAUAAAACACAUUGUAGUCACAUUAUAGAUUCAGAAACUCCCACAGUCACAGGGACUUCUAAUCAAGAUGCCAGAGCAACAGCUGGUAACUCAGAAUCUGUGUGUUUUAGUCCAGCUGCUCACGGUUAUAAGACCUUAUUUUAUUCUAGUUGUGAUGAUGCCAUGGACUUGACCAAGUGUCUCUCAAGUAUGAGAGAGGAGAAAAGUUUGCUGAAACCUGAUGGUAAUUUUUCUAAAGGACAUUCCAAUCCUGAUUCCAGCCCUGUUCUUACUGAGAAAACGUUUUAUUCAGGAGAGGAUAGUAUGGACAUUACCAAGAGUCACACAGUUGCAAUAGAUAACCAGCUUUUUAAGCAAGAUCAGACAGAUGUGCCAAUUGUAUCUGCACCACUAUCUGAAGAAGCAAUGAUUCUCCAAAAUCAUGUAACUGUGGCAGAAGGUGGGGGAAGGAAUGUAAAUUGUCAUUCACUUCCUCAAGUGUCCAGGGCAAGAUUACAACAGAGCCUGACAAAUUCUCUCUCUCUUCACUCGACUGACAAAAAGACUUUCCUCUUAGAAGAUGAAGAUAUGGAUUUGACUCAAAGUCACACAAGUAACUUAAGUCAGGCUCCUCUUGCACCUUACAUUCUAGCAUCAGAGAAUAUCACUAAAUCUUAUUCUUGUAGCAAAAGUCCUCCAGAUAAAUGGGGGAAAAUUCAUAUAGCAAAGUCUGUACCAGGCCAGGGUUCUAAAGUACCUGAGUCACUGAGGAGAGAUUUAGAUGACCCCGCACAGGUCUCUUCUCAUGACCAGGUGAUUAUUUGUUCAGAGGAGGAGCAAACUAUGGAUCUAACCAAGAGCCAUGCUGUUAUCAUUAAAUUUGGUCCUUCCGAAGUACAAGACCGUAAUAAGAAUAAUUUAGAACAGAGCACCAUCCAAGUCAAAACAGUAAACAGACCAAUAGCUGUAAAAGGAGAAAACUGUGGUAAAAGUCCUAUGGAAAAAACUGGGGAAUUUGUACCUAAUAAUGUCUUUGGUGUAUUAGAGGACAAAAGUAUACAGAAACCUGAAUUUCUGAUGGAAAAGCAAAAUGCCAAAGUUUGUGGAAGGAAAAGUGUUAGUGGACUAAAAAUUGAUAAGACUGUUAUAUUUUCAGAUGGUGAUGAAAAUGAUAUGGAGAUCACCAAGAGUUGUACAGUAGAUAUAAACCAUAGGUCUUUAUUAGACAAAGGUGAUGCCAAUCAGAUGCCUGUGGAAGGAACUUCUAAAACUAUUUUGUAUGCUUGUGAGCAGGGUGAAAUGGAAAUCACUACAAGUCACACUGUUGCCUUAGAAUGUGAAAGGGCCUCAUCAAAUGAAAGAAUUAUUAGACCUGUGGAAAAGACUACAAUGUUUGUAGAUAACCACGAUGAGCUAGAAAUGACAAAGUCCCACACUGUCUUCAUUAACUACCAUGCAGAGAAAACUUUACCUCCACACAGACCUAAGUUUGAACUACCCAAAAGGAAAAGUCUGAGAACUGCAGAAGUGACAUCUCUUGCUAAAGAGAAUGCUUUAUGUUCAGAAAAUGGUGACAGCAACCAUCCAGCAUCAAAAGGUAGGCAGGUAACUGUCCCAGAGGAGUGCUCUAGUUACCAUCCUAGAGGGGAAUGUGAGACAUUAAUAGCUGAUAAUAACAUGCAAGUGUCUAAAUUAACCAGUUGGAAAAAUGUGAAAGAUGUACAAAAGCCUGGAUUUCCAAAUGAACUUCUGUCAGGCAAAACUCAGAGAAGAAAAAGCCUGAGGUUACAAAAUGACAAGACCAUUGCCUUUUCAGAGAAUGAUAAAAAUGAUAUGGAUAUCACCCGGAGUUCUAGGGUAGAAAUAAAUGACAAAGGUACCUUGGAAGAUAGAGAGGACUCUAACUGGAUGCCUUUGACAGGAGCUUCUAAAACUGUUUUAUAUGCAUGUGGGCAAGAUGACAUGGAGAUAACUAGAAGUCACACCACUGCCUCUGAAUGCCAAACUCUCCCACCAGAAGAAGUAACUGCUAAGCCAGUGGACAAAACAAUAAUGUUUGUAGAUAAUCACAAUGAUCUGAAAGUUACCAAGUCCCAUGCUGUUUUCAUUGACUGUCAAGCCACGGAGAAAACGCUUCCAGAAUACCCUACAUUUGGAAUAGCAAGAGAAGGAAACAGUACUGAGGAUAAUAGCUGCAUUCAAGAAAUCACUAAAAAACAAGCACUGUCUGUAGGAAGUGAAAUUGUUUUUCACUCUGCACAAAAGCAUCAGAUGACAACCCUUAUUCCUCCUAAUACAUUGUGUAGGGAUCAAAGUAAAAUGGAAUUGAUCAAGUUCCAUAGAACUGAUACAAAUGAGGUGGUCAUGGGGAAAGUUGCAGACCAGGCCUACAUAGUGAAAGGAGCCCAAGCUGAAAGCUGCCAUAUAGAUAGUACAGAUAGAAAAAAUGUGGAUUUUACGAGCAGUCAUGGAGCUGUUAUUUGUGGAUCCAGUGAUAAUUGGAAACAAAGUCUGAAAAAUUUGCAUGGGAAAACGGAAGGAGUUUCAGAUCUCCAAACUGUUCAGUUGCCACCUACUCCAGAACAAGUACUUGAAUUAGGAACUACAGGGUUCAAUAAUAAGAGUGUACUGCAAACUAAGGAAAUAAAUAACAUUGUCUCCAAUGAUGCUAAUGAUAAUAAAGAUGAAGAAAACAAGAACUCUCAUAGUGGAUCUGAAAGUAUGUCUAUACCAUUAAGUACAGCUGGUAGAGAUAAAAUGAGGAGAUAUUCUUUGGGAAUCUUUUUGCCCAGAUUGCCAAACAAGAGAAAUUGUAGUGUCAUGGGUAUUGAUGAGACUGAGCAGAUUCCAGCAGAUUCAACUGAUUUAAAUCACUUAGAAAUUCUUCCAGUCUCUAACAAGGAUUUAGGCACAGGAUCUGUUGUACCUAAAAUGAACUUAAGUCCAUCUCAGUAUAUAAAUGAGGAAAAUCUCCCUGGUGAGAUUAAUUCCUCAGGCUCUAUUAGCACAGAAAUUGAAGAAAAUAUUUUGAUUGAAACUGACCAAAAAGCAACUUUACCAUCUGACAACAAAAUGGAGGAAACCUGUAUUAGCCACAAAAGAACAUGGGUACAAGAAGGAGAUGCUGUUUCAACUGAGAAAAAAAUCAGAAAACAUGACUUUCAGCUUGGUGAUACUAUUCAGGGCCAUGAGAUUUUUGACCCCGAUACUGAAGAGGACAUAGAUAAACAUGUUAACAGUGUAUUGGCAAAAAGCCCAAGCAGGACCCCAUCUAGCUGCAGCAGCUCUCUGGAUUCAGUCAAGGCUGAUGGGACCUCUCUGGACUUCAGCACAAACCGCAAUAGUCAAAUGGAAUCACAAUUUCUCAGUGACACUAUUUGUGAAGAGAACUUGAGGGAGAAACUCAAAGAUGGGAGCAUUACAAUAAGAGAGUUCUUCAUACUUCUUCAGGUCCACAUUGUGAUACAGAAGCCCCGGCAGAGCAAUCUCCCAGCCAAAUUUACUACAGACAUAUCACCUACUCCAGAAGACCUGAUGUUAAGACAAUAUGUGUAUGGACCCAAGAUACAGAUUUAUAGAGAAGACUGUGAGGUUCUUCGCCAAAAGAUUGAAGCAUUAAAGAUUUCUGCAUUGAACCAAGAUAAACUACUGACUGAUGUAAACAGGAACUUGUGGGAAAAAAUGAGAAACUGCUCUGAUGAAGAGCUGAAGACCUUUGGAAUUUACCUUAACAAAAUAAAGUCUCGUUCAACCAAGAUGACAAAAGUCUUCACUCACCAAGGAAAGGUGGCUCUGUACAACAAGCUGGUGAAGUCGGCUCAGAAUGAGAGAGAAAAGCUUCAGAUAAGGAUAAAUGAGAUGGACAACAUACUUAAGAAGAUCAGUAACUGUCUCACUGAAGUGGAAAUAGAAACUAAGGAUUUGGAAAAUGAAGAGAAAGAUAAUCCUGUGGACGAAUGGAAUUCUCAAAUGAAAGCUGCAGAGAAUGAGCUCAAACAGCUGAAAUCAGAAGAGGAAGAACUGGAAAGAAAGGUAUUAGAAGUAGAGGUACAGAAAAAGCAGACCCUUGCCCAAAUAGACUUUAUGCAAAAGCAAAUAAAUAGAACUGAAGAACUACUGGAUCAGUUGAGUUUAUCUGAGUGGACUAUUAUUGAGUGGAAUGACACUCAAGCUGUAUUCACCUUUGUUUAUGACACCAUACAACUCACCAUCACCUUUGGAGAACCUGUAGCUGGUAUUCCUUUCCUGGACCAGGCCAACAGGAAGAUUGCUGAGGUCGAUUUUCAGUCUCUGUUAGAUGAGGAUAAAGCUCCCCCUUCCUCCCUUUUAGUUCAUGAGCUCAUUUUUCAGUAUAUUGAGGAACAAGAAUCCUGGAAGAAGAAAUGCAUAACCCAGCAUCAAAUACCCCAGAUGCUUCAUGAACUCUCACUGGUUGUGAACCAUUGCCGACUCCUUGGGGAGGAGAUUGAAUUUUUAAAGAGAUGGGGACCAAAUUACAACCUAAUGUACAUAGAUGUGAAGCAUUCUGAAUUGAAGCUUUUGUUCUCCAGCUCUGUAGCAUUUGCAAAGUUUGAGUUAACUUUGUCAGUCUCAGCAUAUUAUCCUUUGGUUCCAUUACCUUUCACCGUUCAAAAUCACCUUGGAAACAUUGGACAUGAUGAAAUUGCUACUAUUAUGUCUAAAGUGCCAUUAGAAGACAACUAUUUGAAGAAUAUAGUCAAGCAGAUUUACCAAGAUCUACUUCAGGACUGUCAUUUCUCCUGCUAGACCCACAGGCCACUGCUGGAAAAAAAUGUCCUUAGCCAGAUAUGGUAGCGCAUGUCUGUAAUCCCAGCACUCAAGAGACAGGAAGAACAUGAAUUUGAGGUCCGCCUAUUGCUACACAGUGAGUCUGAGGCCAUCCUGAGUUACAUAGUGAGACCCUGUCUCUAAACCCAAGCAAACAAAACAAAAAACCAUAAUAUUAUGUCACGAGCUGCGUUACUGGUUUACAUUUGUCUUUAUGUCAUAGAAGACUAGUAAAAUUCCUCCUGAUGAUGUUAUAGUUAAUCUGCAUGGUUUUUAUAUCUGUAGUUAGUAAAGAUAAAAAGCCUCAAAUAGCUUGCUAUCAACUUGCUUAUUUUUCUACCUAAGAUUACAUAGUGUGACACAUAGAGAAAAUUUCCAUUAACUACAGUGGUGUUCUCUUUUUCAGAGGUAUUACUAUUGACAAAGAAAUGAGCCCUUUCCACAAACUUAGAGAUAGGAGUUUUAGGGAGCCUGGCUUCUGCCUAGCAGAUACUUUGGAAUUGAAACAUCUGGCAUUUACCUCCAGUGGUAGCACACAGGCAAUCAGUAGCCUGAACACGGAGGACCACUUGAGCCCAUGAGUUCAAGACCAGGAUGGACAACAUAGUUUGUGCAACACAAAUGAGAAUAUAUCUAUCUGUAAACUACUAGUCAUUUUUCUACAUUUGAGAAAUACUAAGAGAAAGCAAUAAUACUCUGCUACUGGAAUGGUGCCUUUCCUUGAGGGCUUUGCUGUUUGAUCUGUAGUGUAUAUUAAUGUUUUCUUAAUCAGUUCAGUUUUCCAGGGAAAGCUGAUUUGGGCCCAUUACAUACAUGUAAAUAUGUUCAUGUUUUUGUGUCUGUGAUAUAUAAUAAGGAAAUAAUAGCCUUCUAGAAGCAUGAGCAGUUUGCAUUUUUCUAAAGCAUGCUUGCUUCAUAGUGAGAUUCUCAACCUUUUAUUAAAUAAUGACAUCCUAAACAGCUUCACACUCAAAACAGUGGUUUCUGACAGUGAUAAAAAAACUGACUCUACUGAUUGAUUGGUUCCUGAAGCCACAUCUUUUCUCACACUAAACCAAGUAUAUCUGUGAGCAGUAUUACCUCUGAGAUAGACAAAUAUAAAAGAACUUUUGCCCAACUUUAGUCAAAUCUUAAUCAUGAUAAUCUUUUAUAUUCUAAAUUAAAUAGAGUUACAUUCUAGGCUAAUUUGUCUUAAAUUUUUGCUUUUUACUUUAGGAUCAGGUUAAAGUUAUAUUAGUCCCAUGAAUGUUGUCUUUCCUCCUUACUAGUUUUACUUCUCAGCUAUGUAGCGAAAGAUCAAAUCAGCUUUUAGUUUCAUAAGUCAACACAAAACUCCCUAACAUAAAAAUCACGACUAAGAUGAUGUUCCUUAAAACUUAAACUCCAUAAACACUUUUUUAAAAGUUGUAUGGUCUGUUUUCCAUGAAACUUAAGUUAGCUUUCUUACUGGAUUUAUUUUUACAUCUAAAAAUUAGGUUUUGUUUUAUUAUUUAUACUGCUCAAAGAGUGAUUUGGUUUAUGAUGUGAUCAUCUCUGUUCUCUUGGGUUCAGACUAUGUAAUUGUAAUGUUUAUAUAGGUAUUUGUGUUUUCCUUUGUUCAAAGUGUUUGACAUUUUCGUAAAUUUUUGUAUGUUUUUCAGGGAUUGGAAAGGAGAUUGUUUUUUGCAUUAGUAAAGUUUAUUACU